AUGUUUAUGAACUCAUCUGGUGAUAAUAUUGUGAUGGCUACAAGGAGAGAAAGUGUGAAAGAGGUUAAACCAAAUGAGGUUAGUGAUACAAUUUAUGUUGCUGUGGCUAAAGAUGUGAGAGAUAGUAAACUAAAUAUGGUUUGGGCUAUACAAAAUUCUGGAGGAAAGAGAAUUUGUAUUCUUCAUGUGCAUGUACCAUCUCCUAAGAUCCCUAUGAUGGGUGGUAAAUUUCCAGCAAGUGCACUGAGAAAGCAAGAAGUUGAAGCAUACAGGAAAAAUGAACGUCAAGACAUGCACAAGACUCUUGAUGGUUACCUUCUUAUAUGUCAAAGAAUGGGGGUGAGAGCAGAAAAACUUCAUAUUGAAAUGGAUUCCAUUGAAAAAGGGAUUAUAGAACUCAUCUCCAAGUAUAACAUACAAAACCUUGUUAUGGGAGCAGCUUCUGAUAAGUACCAUUCAAGGAGAAUGACCGAUCUCAGAUCUAAGAAAGCCAUCUAUGUAUGUCAACAAGCUCCAUCUUCUUGUCAUAUACAGUUCAUCUGCAAAGGAUAUCUUAUACAAACAAGGAAUACUCAUGCACUCAGGGAUUGCAGUUUGAUGGAGCAAAUACAAAACUCUGAAGUUGGUAACUCAUCUCACUUGAGAUCUAGAUCAGUUUCACAUGAUCAAGAUCAGUUAUCUCAGCAUCAUAGAGUAAGAUCUAUAAGCUCUUCUGUUGGAAGUGGAAGAAGCAUGGUAUCAUGUGUAUCUUCUCCAGAAACAAGUUGGUGUCCUUCACCUUUAUCAGUUGAAACAUCAUUGAUUCCAAGUGAUGGAAGUGAGAGUGUGUUGGACUUGAAAAUGAGUUCCUUAUCAAGUAUUAAAGAGGAAGACCUUCAUCACUCAUCACCUCCUAGUGUGCUGCAGGAUGGAGGAAUGGAUAGUGUUUAUGAUCAGCUUGUACAGGCUAUGGCUGAGGCUGAGAAGGCUAGAUGGGAUGCAUAUCGAGAAACGGUUAGGCGUCGCAAAGCUGAAAAGGAUCUCAUUGAUGCAAUACGCAAGACUAAUGACAACAAUAUCUUGUAUCAAGAAGAGAUGAAACUAAGGAAAGAGUUAGAGGAAGAACUACAUAAAGCAAAAGAAGAAAUUCACAACAUGAGAAGCCAAAUAGACAAAGUCAAUGAAAAUCUCCAACUUGCCUUGGAUCACAAGUCAUCAACAGAGAAUCAAAUUGAUGAAGACUCAAGAACACAAUCUCUUCAACUUUUCAAUGAGUUUUCUUUAUCAGAAAUUGAAGAAGCAACUUGUAACUUCAAUCCGUCCUUAAAGAUCGGUGAAGGUGGUUACGGAAGUAUAUUUAAAGGUAUCCUUCGUCACACCGAGGUAGCUAUAAAAAUUUUAAGUCCCAACAGCAAUCAAGGACCGUCCGAGUUUCAACAAGAGAUUAACGUAUUGAGCAAGUUAAGGCAUCCGAAUCUUAUAACACUUAUUGGAGUGAACCAAGAAUCAAGAACUCUUAUCUAUGAGUAUUUACCAAAUGGAAGCCUUGAAGAUCAUCUCAUCUGCAAAGACAAAACCACCCCUCCAUUAUCAUGGAAGACUCGAAUUCGCAUCGCGACAGAACUACAUUCCGCUCUAAUUUUCCUCCAUUCCAAUAAACCUCACAGCAUACUGCAUGGUGACUUAAAACCUUCCAACAUUCUCCUUGAUGCAAACCUAGUAAGCAAGCUCAGCGACUUCGGAAUCAGUCGUAUACUAUCGCGUCAAGACGAUUCUUCGAGUAACAAUACCAAUAGUACACAGUUUUGGAUCACUAGUUUUGCAAAGGGAACAUUUGCAUACAUGGAUCCUGAAUUCUUUGCAACAGGUGAACUUACUACAAAGUCAGAUGUUUAUUCAUUUGGAAUUUUGUUGUUGAUGUUGGUAACUGGGAAAACAGCCUUAGGAAUAAAGAAUGAAGUGUUGUAUGGUUUAAAUGGUGGAGAAGUGAAGUCAUUGUUGGAUCCUUUGGCUGGAGAUUGGCCUAUUGUGGAAGGUGAAAAGUUGGUUCAUUUGGCUUUGAAAUGUUGUGAUAUGAAUAGAAAGAAUAGGCCAGAGCUUUGUUCUGAUGUGUGGAGGGUGUUGGAAGCAAUGAGGGGGUUGUGA
Lathyrus sativus (Indian pea) is the source of this 2124-nucleotide messenger RNA. NCBI's taxonomy places the organism in Eukaryota, Viridiplantae, Streptophyta, Magnoliopsida, Fabales, Fabaceae. The record is from the annotation of a GenBank genome assembly.